This is a messenger RNA of Phascolarctos cinereus (koala), 2409 nucleotides long. RefSeq names its product BCL2 related protein A1 (gene BCL2A1). The record is from RefSeq and is a predicted model, not a curated record. NCBI's taxonomy places the organism in Eukaryota, Metazoa, Chordata, Mammalia, Diprotodontia, Phascolarctidae. Gene Ontology annotation, biological process: mitochondrial fusion; intrinsic apoptotic signaling pathway in response to DNA damage; extrinsic apoptotic signaling pathway in absence of ligand. Gene Ontology annotation, molecular function: BH domain binding; channel activity. Gene Ontology annotation, cellular component: mitochondrial outer membrane.
CCAAACAGUGACCAGUUGGGCUUGGGCUAGGACUUAAUUGUUGACCAAUCAGUGAGAGCCAGAGUGAUUUGGGUUUAAGUCUGGGUCCUUAUGAAAGAAAUCUAGCCAGUAAACCCCAACAUAGCUUGGGAAGUUUCAGUGAUCGUAAUUUACAUUCCUUUGGGCAGAGUACCUGCAGGUAAGGGUAUGAUACCCUAUGUGGACAGAGAGAGGAAGGCUAGAGGGGGAGAAAAGGAAAGGAGUGAAGCAUUGUUGUCCAACUAUCAGAACAAGCCUACUGGAAUUCCAGACUCACCCAGCAACAGGAUAAAUAAGCUUACUAAUUAAGCCCUUAGGGUUCAUAAUUCCCUACCCAACCUCAGCCCCAUUCCUUACAUUGUGAAUCCACCAGUAAUAGAAACUCAUUUACAUGGAAUGCUGCAGCAUAUUUACACAACUCUGUCAAGUGGGUAGAGCAAUACUGUUCCUUUUUUAAAGAUGAUGGACCUGAGACUUAGGGGGCUAAAUGACUUGUCCCAGGUCAUGCAGCAGUAGAGAUAAGACUCCACUGCCAUCUCCCUCUGUAGAAUGUAAUGCCAUUAAGUGUCCUAUUUCAGUUUAAUCAUUAAUUUCAAUUCACAUCUCCCAUACCUGUUCAUAAGAGUUGCUCCUGAACUUGGCUAAUUAUAAACUGGAAUUGGGGGAACUGGACUAGAUGACCUUCAAGAUCCCUUCCACAGCACAAAAUCUAUGAUCCUAAUUUACUUCUGAAUUAAUCAAGAGCUGAAUGAAUGAGAAAUGCAAAUUGAGGAUUUUGUUUUUGUGGAAGAGAUUUUCUCCGACCAAAGGGAAUUCUAGAGUAUCUUGGCACUGAAGACAAAAGAAGACAUCUUUCCCUUCCCCUUGUGUCACAUUUCUAAAACAGCAGCCUUUAUUCAAGUGUCAAAAUAUAAAUCUAUGAUCAGUACCCGUUUUCUGGGCCUGUUUCCAAAAGGAAAUGAAUAUUAUCAUGUCCUUUGUAGGCAUUCCCCUUGCCCCCUCCACAGCUUAUGGCUUUUAAAGACCUUUCUUUGAACAAGAUUUUCUUCUGCAUUUUGAACUUCCACUUACAGCCUACGCAGGAAAACUAUGCACAUUUAAAAGCCCUCUGUGAUGCAAACAAAAAUUCCACCUGCCCCCACAUCUUGAUGUUUUAUAUUUCUUGAACAGUGAGCUCUUUCUUCUAAUUGUAUCAGCAGCUUCAAAGUGUUAAAACCCCCAAAUUGGCUCUUGUUUGAUAUGGCUGAGUAUGAAUUCCAUUAUGUUCACAUGUUAGCCCAGGACUACUUGAAGCAUGUUCAACAGAUGCCACAACUGGGAUUGUGUCUAAAUAAGACAUCGCAAAUACUACAAAAAGUUGCUUUCUCUGUUCAAGAAGAAGUUGAAAAGGAUAUGGAAACAUGCUUAAGCACUUUGGAUAUUGUUUCUGUAGAUUCUGCCAGAAGAAUUUUCAAAAGCGUUAUGGAAAAGGAAUUUGAGGAUGGCAUCAUUAACUGGGGACGUAUUGUUACCAUAUUUGCUUUUGGGGGAAUUCUCAUCAAGAAGCUUCUGAGACAUAGAGCUCCACUGGCUAUGAGCACUCAUGAAGAAGUUUCUUAUUUUAUUGCUGAGUUCAUAAUGAACAACAUAGCAGAGUGGAUAAGACAAAACGGAGGAUGGGAAAAUGGCUUCGUAAAGAGCUUUGAACCUAAUAAGGCGUGGCCAAACUUCAUGGAUAUUUCAACAAAGAUCUGGGGUAUAUUUUCCUAUCUGAAGUAAUCCUUUUCAACUGAAAAGAAUUAGCCUGUCCUAAAGCACUGGCUAACACAAGAACUCUAGUCAAGAUUUACUUCUUUAAGGCAAUUCUGUGGACAUGACCAAUUCUUUGAGGAAUCUAUGACAAUUAAAAAAAAUCAGCAUUUUUAUUAACAAACUGUGAGUGUAUAUCUAUAAAUUCACUUGGAGUAAAUGCUUUAAGCUCUGAGUUAGUGUUGGAGUAUAGCAAAAUACAAGUUCUAUCUUAUUUCAAUAAUAUGUUCAAUUGACAGGAACACAUCAAGCCUCAAACAUCAUUAUCAAUAGACAUUUAGUGAUAUGCUACUUUUACAUACUACUGUACUAUACCGUACUACAACCUUCCUUGAAGAUAGAGCUGUUUACAUUAUUUACAAUGACACUCUAAGGAUUACCAAAUAAAGUUCAACUGUUCUCUAGAAUCCAAUACCCUACACAGUCUUACCUACACAAUACCACUCUUAUCCUUCUAGUCUUAGGUCAUACUCCUCCUCUCUAUGUAUUUAUUCUAAGAUCUAGUCAAACUAGGACACCCUCCCUACCCCCCACUCCCAUAUGCUUUUCUGCCUCUUUAGCGGCAGCUAGGUGGCAGAGUGGUAUAAUGCUGGGCCUGAAGGU